ACCACACACAAAAAAUCAACUCAUAAUGAAUUAAAGACCUGAGACUAAAACUCCAAAGAAAGCAACAGAGCAGAAAACCUUUGUGACACCGAUCUUGGCAGUGAUUUCUUAGCUAUGACCACGAAAACAAAAAUAAACAAGUAGAACAACAUCAAGCUAAAAAGCUUCUGCACAGCCAAGGAAGCCGUGGAUAGAGUGAAAAGGCAAUCUAUGGAAUGGGAGGAAAUAUUUACAAACCAUGUAUCGGACAGGGGUUAAAUUCUUUGGGAGGUUUUUAAGCAAAAACAGUUCACCACUAAAGAGUACCGCUUCCCUAGGAUGACAGUCUUCUUUAUUAAUUUUUUAGUAUAAAUUGUACAUACUGUAAUAUGACAUGGCAACAUUUCACUUAGUAUAGUAUUUUGAACUAGAAAAAUUUUAGUAUAAACAGAAACAUGAGAAAACCAAAACUGCACUUCCUAGAUGAGAGAAUUGUGAGUGACCGGAAAGUAUGGUUACAUAACUUUUGACGACGAAAAACCAUACCCACUGUAUUUUCCCCUUUUUUAAUUUAACAAACAUUUACUGAGCUCUUUUUCUGUGUGCCAGGUAUUGUUGAGGGCCUGGCAUCACAAAAAAAGAGAAAGAGUGUCCCUGAAUCAGCCGCUGGGCUCCUCGACUGGGCACCAGCACAGUGUGCUAAAAUGCAUCCGGAGUGCCAAGUAUCAAAGGAGAGUGCAAGUGUCAGACCCACAGUGUCCCUGCCAAUGACUGUAACCUGAGAUUUUACUGAACGGGAUUACUAUGGUCAGUGAGCGAUCGCUUCCUUGACUUUUUGUGAUUUACUUAACCAGAUUUGUCAUGGGAAAUUCUCUCCUCUCAGGUCUCUGAAGACCAGGUUACGUAUCUGGGAAAAAGAGUCAGGGAGAGAGGGAGAGAGAGGAAUCCAUGGCCCCUGCAGAUCGGUUAUGUUCUUUGCAUCUAUUUUUAGAGACAGUGUAUCAAGACACCGUUUUCAGUGUUCAACAGGUGUUAACACAUAUAAUUCUCCUAACCACCACGUGGAAUGGGUAUUAUUAUCCUCAAUUUACAGAGAAAGAACUCAGGGCAUGGAGCAAUUGUGAUCUGCCCUGGAGUCACGAAGCUAGGAAGCAAUGGGAGGUUCGAAGUGGACAAUCUUUAAUUUUCUCUUUAAUUCAAAGUGCGACACCAGCCCUCCGCACUUUAGUGUUGGUAUUGUUACAGGACUAGCCGUGUUCUUCCUGGGCAUCUGCUAGAGAGGGUGCAAGUGACUUGCUAUGCUACCAAGAUUAACAUUGACUUUCGUACAAAUUUUCUACCCGAGUUUAUAGCACUUUCCUUCCUUUUCCCCCCACCACGUCCUCAUGCCAGCUUAACUCACUGAGGUGGCUAAAUAUUAACUUGUAGGUCAGCAUAACCAUGCGUCACAGGCCAGAGUCUAAACAACAGGGGACUUCAGGGCUCUUCCCGUGCCUUCUCACAGAGGAAGACAGAAAUGCAGCCUCACGUGUCUCUCUGCAGGCCGGUGGACGGGUGUGCCGCCUUCUCUCGGAAGAGAAGUUAAACUUCUAGAGAGACCUAAUGGACAGUCUCCACAACAGAUGGUAACAGAAAAUAAUCCAGAUGGGGUGCAGGUGCUGUAAAAUGAUACACAGCUAUCUCUUCGACCCAGUGCAAGUGCCCUCACCUGGCUACGUCAACGAAGUGAACAGCUGCAAGUUCGAUGAAGAGGACACGGUUAAAUUAAAAGGCAAGCAGAGCGGCGAAGUCCAGGUGCACAACCAUGACCUUCAGGAUGAGAGCUUGAGGAGGACUGUGAGCAGAGGCAGAACAGCUGGCCCACAGGAGCCCUGCUGGGCUCCCCAGGGACCGCACCCUCAAGGGGACAGAGGAGGGGGACACUGUGCAGAGAAGACUGGUGGGGCCGUCAAUGGCAUCGGGCCCACUGCAGUCCUGCAGCCCCCUGGGGAUCCCAGGCCCCAGCAGGGUGGCACAGUUUCCUGGGCCGGUACGGGGACCCGUGUGCACCUGACUCCACCCUUCCUCGAGGGAGGGGACGCCAGGGAAACAGACUGGGCGCUGCAGUCCUCGGAAGAGACCCGAGUCAUCGGACGUGGAGACUCCAGGGUCCCUUCCAAGGCAGAAUGCCCUGCCGUGGGAGUGCAAGACCACGUCCUCCAGAUACCAGCCCCAGACUACCCCCGAUGUUGGGGCUUAGCUGGAGGCACCGUGGAUCACGAGGAAAAAGAUCACCUUUUCAGGAGCCAUCCUGAGGAGCCGCCCCUGGAGGAAAUGCGCUCUGACGUGGUAGGGCGGGGUUUGAACGUGCCCUUCUCCGUGAAGAGAAGCUGGGAUUCACUAAACGAGGCUGUGGCGGCAGAAGCCCUGAGCGUCUACUUUAAAGAAGAGGAUCCUGCCCAGGCCGUGCCUGUGGCCCAUCCGACCAAUGGGUGGGAGGAUGCCCCCGGCUGUGGGGCAGAUGGGAUUGGGGGGACAGAGGACGAGGACGCUGCAGUGGCGGAAGCCCUGGCAGCUCUAGAAGCAGCUACUGCAGGAGAAGACUUGGACGAGGCGAAUUAGGGUAGGGGCUUUGCGCCAUGCAAACAAGCUAGGGUCGUGAGGGGAUGAGGGGCAUCUGGGGACAUGAUUGCUCCACAGACACCCAGCUGUAUCCCUGCCCGCAGCGAGUGGUGCAGCCUCACCCAUUGUUUACAGCCAGCAUCUGUUCUGAUGAUUUGAGUUCCCGUGCCACGUUCCGAUCGAGAGCAUCCCUGCGCAGAUGGCCCAUCACUCAGGACACUGGAACAAAAGUCAGAGUGGGCCAGGGUGCCCGGGUCUAGAAACAGCCUGCCCACCGCUCCCCACAGCUCCCCACAGCAUCUGGUGCAGAUGCUCUGAGAUCCCGGCACUUCAGCCCAGGAGCACGGACUCACGGGACAUUCUCCUCGUUAAUUCUUUAUCUUGCUUUCAAGAGCCAAACAUUGGACCCUGCCUGGAGGGGGUAACUUCCCCACUAUAAGUGCCUGUUGUGUCCCCGCGCCAGAGCACGGCCCACGUUCAGGCACAGUCACCCAGGGAAGUAAUCACUAACCAGUUGUCUGACAGCCAGUGAAGCUCAGCAGCACUCAGGGUGGCGCGGAAGCCACGAGUAAACAAAUGGUUAGUCAUUAGCUGUGCCAUUACGACACCUUGACCUUAACUUUUUUACAUUAUUAGUUUUUAAUCUCCUUUGGGAUUGGGGAGGCCAGUCAAAAUAAUUCUUGAAACUGUGUCAUGUUUGUGUUUGAAGUUGAUGAAAUUUGGAACAGUGAAGGGACAUAUAGAGUGUUUUAUGCCAUUUAAUGCCUGAUUCUGAUUAAAAUAUAACAACAU
This is a messenger RNA of Phyllostomus discolor (pale spear-nosed bat), 3372 nucleotides long. It is a transcript of the gene PGCKA1, whose product is annotated as chromosome 1 C4orf19 homolog. The record is from RefSeq and is a predicted model, not a curated record. The transcript has 4 exons. NCBI's taxonomy places the organism in Eukaryota, Metazoa, Chordata, Mammalia, Chiroptera, Phyllostomidae. Bases 1624 to 2580 code for a protein of 318 amino acids.